Molecule: messenger RNA, 1792 nt
Organism: Schizosaccharomyces cryophilus OY26
Lineage: Eukaryota; Fungi; Ascomycota; Schizosaccharomycetes; Schizosaccharomycetales; Schizosaccharomycetaceae
Product: peptidase(MPP) complex alpha subunit Mas2
Exons: 1
Coding region: 25-1500 (491 amino acids)
Cellular component (GO): mitochondrion
Molecular function (GO): metal ion binding; metalloendopeptidase activity
Source: RefSeq, a predicted model, not a curated record
AGCCCACCACGAAGUGUGCGAGUAAUGAAAUUUCCGCUCAAUUUAAGCUCAAAUGUUGGGGUUUUACCUUCAUAUAAUCAUGGAUUAAAGUCAUGUUUAAGGACAAAGACAAAGAAGCUUUUCUCUACAAAUGUGCUUGAAGAGUAUCCUAUUCGAUCACACAAGUUGCAGAAUGGAGUCACCUUCGUUACAGAUCCACGGCCAGGACAUUUUGCGGGCCUUGGUGUCUACGUAAACGGAGGAUCUCGCUAUGAAACUAAAGAACUGACAGGAAUCAGUCAUUUUAUGGACCGCCUUGCGUUUCAAGGAACAAAGUAUACAUCAGUAGAAGACAUGAAAACAAAACUUGAAAUUCUUGGUGGUAAUUAUAUGUGCGCAACUAGUCGCGAGUCGAUGAUCUACCAAACAGCUGUAUUUAAUGAGGAUUUUAAGAAAAUGGCAAAACUUCUUUCAGAAACGGUCCUUUAUCCUGAGAUUUCGGAAGAAGAUCUUAUGCAUUAUCGUGACAGUAUUAAUUAUGAAAAUACAGAGCUCUGGACCAAGCCAGACGCUCUUUUGGGUGAAUUGGCUCAUGUAACUGCUUUCAAAAACAACACUCUUGGAAAUUCCUUGCUUUGCCCACCGGAAAAGGCAUCUUCCGUAACAGCAGACAGCAUCCAACGGUAUCUGGAACAUUUCUAUCAUCCUAAAAAUAUGACACUUGCUUAUUCCGGUAUCUCUGAAAACGUCGCUAGAGACGUAACGGAGGAAUUUUAUGGUCAUCUACCAAAAUCAAACCAGCCUUCUCUAUUAAAGGAACCUUCCCACUAUACUGGAGGAAGUAUGUCAAUCAACAAAAAAGAAGCACCUGUGGUUCCAUACCAGCAGGAAUUCUCCCAUGUGUUGAUAGCCAUGGAGGGGUUAUCUGUAACUGACCCCGAUAUAUACGCAUUGGCUUGUCUUCAAUUCUUAUUAGGAGGCGGAGGAUCCUUCAGUGCUGGAGGUCCUGGAAAGGGUAUGUAUUCCCGCUUAUAUUUGGACGUUCUGAAUCAAUAUCCCUGGGUGGAAACAUGCAUGGCUUUCAAUCAUAGUUAUACCGAUAGUGGUCUUUUUGGAAUCUUUAUCACGAUUUUGGAUGACGCUUCUCAUUUGGCUGCUCCCAUAAUAAUUCGAGAACUCUGUAGCAUUGCCAUGUCCAUAAGCAAAGAAGAAGCAGAGCGAGCUAAAAACCAGCUUCGCAGUUCCUUGCUUAUGAACUUGGAAAGCAGAAUGAUUUCCCUUGAAGAUUUAGGACGUCAAGUCCAGACUCAGAAUGGAGUCUAUAUUUCUCCCAAAGAAAUGUGUGAAAGGAUAGAAAGUUUGACUCCAGCCGACUUGACCAGAGUUGCUCGAAGAGUAUUGACCGGUAAUGUAAACAAUCCUGGAAAAGGAACUGGAAAGCCCACUAUCUUGACUCAUGGAAACGAAGACCAAAUUGGUGAUAUUUUUGCACUUUGUAAGAAAGCAGGACUUGGCAAAUAAAAAAUUCUGUCUAAAUUCCUCACUGAACAAUAGAUUCUUGUUUUUUGACCGUUUCUUGUUUAUUUCUGCUAUUUGAAAUUGAACCAUAGAUUAAGGUAAAUAGUCUUUGAGAAAAUGGUUUUAGUAGAAGAAUAAUUAUGCUGAAUACGUCUAUAAAAAUUGAUUCAAACAUGCUUACGUUGUCGUCUUCUAACCUAAUUGGAAAGGUCGCUAGAAAACCUUUCAUAACAUGCUAUAGCUAUAUUCAUUUGGUACUUAAUAAAUGUAAAGGUUUUAUGUUUCUUCAUUCAAA